AUGGAGCAAACUGGUUCCAACGCCGAGGAUCGCCUCAAAAAAUGUCUAGAUUUUCUCGUGCAGAAUCCUGGAUUUGCAGUGGCCACAGCGGCACGAAAUUUUGGCGUCACGCGUGGGACCCUCCGACGAAGGCUUGAUGGAAUCACGCCAAAGAAGGAGGGGCGGCGCGCCCCCAAUACAAAGCUCACGGAAGAAGAAGAAGAAGAGCUUUCUUCCGAGAUCCGGAGGCUCAAUGAUAAUAAUGUCCCCACGCCGAAACAAUGGAUUUCGGACGCGGCUAACAGGAUAAUUCGAGCUCGGUCUUCGGACGUUUUGGAUCUUGUCACAUCACGCUGGGUUGACCGCUUCAUCACACGCAACGGCCUGUAUGUUCCGAGAUCAGAUAGGCCACAAGGCUUCAGGCCCGGAUUAUCACAAUCCGAGGUCACUCAGAAGACCUCGAAACAUCACGUCGCAGUAAUCGGUGCCGGUGUCAUUGGCCUGUCCAUCACCCUGCACCUGAUCCGCCGCGGGUAUCCCGUCACGGUUGUCGCGCGAGAGCUUCCGGGCGACUGGGAUAUCGAUUAUGCCUCCCCUCGCGCUGGCGCACACUUUCGGCCCGUCCCUGUCGAGACCAAGCAAGACGCUUUCGAAAACACCAUGAUGCUCGAGACGUACGAGGAGCUCAAGCGCAUCGCUGAUGAUCCCGACAUUGAGGAUGCGGGUGUGGCACUCAUCACAGCCGUAGAGUACUUUGACACGACGCCCACAGAGGACGAGCUGGACAUGUUUGCUGUCUGGCCAGAGUAUCGCCUGCUGGAGCCUGAUGAAAUGCCCACAGAAGGGACGGCCAAAAGCAUCAAGGCUGGACUGACGUACUCUGCCUGGGUCAUUGACACUCCAACCUAUCUUGGAUGGCUUCAGGGCCAGGCAGAGUCGCUCGGAGCCAUCUUUGUACGCUCGAGGCUUGGCGCCUUACAAGAGGCGGCAUUCGUGGCCCAAGAACACCGUCCAGACAUGGCAAUGCCCAAAAUCGUUGUCAAUGCGAGUGGAACUGGCUUUGGCGACACGAAAUGCUUCCCAACGCGUAGCCAGUACAUGCUCAUAUCAAACAGCUACCACUCGACAGUCUCUCACCACUCUGCCGAUGGCCAUACUACUGUCGUCAUUCCUCGUCCUUUUGGGGGCACCGUCAUAGGCGGAACAAUAGAGCCGCACAACUGGUCACCAAACAAUUCACGAUUGGCCAUUGAAAAGAUCCUUCGGCGCGUUGCAGCCGUCUGUCCAGAUCUUCUACAAGUCCCCGCAGACGACUCCUCUUUACCGCCGGCCAUCAACGUCCGGCAGGCUUAUAUCGGCCGCAUACCAAUGCGCAAGGGCGGGCUACGCCUAGAAAAGGAAGUGAUUACCUUCAAUCUACCUUCGGAAGACAGUCUUGAUAAUGAGCUGUCGUCCAUGUCUAUCGUUCACUGCUACGGUGCCGGGCCCAACGGAUUCAAAAUUGGAUGGGCCAUAGCAUCUCGUGCCACCAGUCUUGUUGACCAAUGUUGCGCCGCAUCAGGCAACAGUAUAUGA
Molecule: messenger RNA, 1554 nt
Organism: Beauveria bassiana ARSEF 2860
Lineage: Eukaryota; Fungi; Ascomycota; Sordariomycetes; Hypocreales; Cordycipitaceae
Product: FAD dependent oxidoreductase superfamily
Exons: 2
Coding region: 1-1554 (517 amino acids)
Molecular function (GO): D-amino-acid oxidase activity; FAD binding
Source: RefSeq, a predicted model, not a curated record